Dermacentor albipictus is the source of this 1508-nucleotide messenger RNA. Its product is annotated as arginase-1-like. Gene Ontology annotation, molecular function: manganese ion binding; arginase activity. The record is from RefSeq and is a predicted model, not a curated record. Lineage: Eukaryota; Metazoa; Arthropoda; Arachnida; Ixodida; Ixodidae. Gene Ontology annotation, cellular component: nucleus; cytoplasm; cytosol.
GUGAGCCGGCAUUCAUUCUUGUCGUGAGGUACCGGCGGCAGUGGUAAUCGGUAAUAGUGGUAGCAUCCUGCGAAAAGAAAGACAGCAAUAGAAGAGAAGAAAGGCGGGGAGGUUAACUGAGACGCGCGUCCGGUUUGCUACCCUGCACUGAGAGAAGGAUAUAGGGCAGUAUCCUUGUCGUGAUAGUCCUCGAACGGGAAGGAACACUGCUCGCACUGUGGCUCGGGAAACGAAAAAAAGCAUUGUGCAUUAUGAUACGUCGCAGUGCACUGUCUCUCCGAAGGAUGCCGCUACUGCUGAUGCUGCUGCUUCUCGCCGUCAACCCGGCUUGCCUUGAAGGGAAACCAGUGAAUGAAGAAAGGACCGACAACUCAUCGACGGCGGUCAACUCCACGAGCAGACGGCGGGAGAUUGGUGUUCACGGAGUUCCCAUCCAUCAAGGUCAGCGCAAGCUCGGUGUCGAGAAGGGUCCACAGUUCCUGCGCGACGCCGGACUCCUCGACAAGCUCAGAGAACUCGGUCACAAGGUCGAGGACCUCGGCGACGUUCGCGUCGAAGGCAAGCCCAACGUCACCGACUGCGGCGCGAUCGAGUCGGACGUCGUUGGACAGACCAACAAGAACGUGCGAGACGCCGUGGCAAAGGUGCUUCGAUCGGGCCGGGUCUCGCUGAACCUGGGCGGAGACCACAGCUUGUCCAUCGGCAGCGUCAGCGGACACGCCAAUUCCACGGACUCGGAAGUGGCGCUCAUCUGGAUAGACGCGCACGGUGACAUCAACACCCCCAGCUCCUCCACGUCAGGCAACAUCCACGGCAUGCCGCUCUCCUUUCUCGUGCACGAGAUGGAACCGUACGUGGUGAAACCCAAAGGACUUGAGUGGGUGCAGCCCUGCGUCCGAAAGGACAACCUGGCCUACAUUGGUUUGAGGGACGUUGACCCUAGCGAGAGGUACUUCAUGGACCAGCUUGGCAUAAGGACGUACGACAUGGGCGACGUCGACCGCCUGGGUAUCCGGAACGUCGUGCAGAGAAUACUGCAGGAGAUAAACCCGACGGGAGACAAGUCCUUGCAUAUCAGCUUCGACAUCGACACCAUCGACAAGUUAGUUGCACCGAGCACGGGAACACCAGUCUUAGGAGGACUCACUCUUCGGGAAGCGUUGGUCAUCGCGGAAGAAGUCAGCAAGUCUGGCCAGCUCAGGGUGCUCGACCUCGCCGAGGUGAACCCACUGCUGGGCGACGAGCAGGACGCCGGCAACACCGUCGACUGCGGCGUGAAGCUGGUCGACGCGUUUUUCGGCAGCCCUCGCGGCGGACACCAGCCUCUCGAGCUCGACGCGAAAGUCAUCGAUCCGCACGGCGCGUCCCGCCCGUGAAACAGCGGUGUGACCACGUGACCCCACCGCCCACGCACAUACGGCGACAAGGAAUCUGCGCAUUCGGGAGGAAUCGGGGGCCGGUUACAGGCGACGAAGAAAUAAGUGAACGAAUAAACUUUACUAAACUCC